Hippocampus zosterae (dwarf seahorse) is the source of this 1920-nucleotide messenger RNA. RefSeq lists its product as uncharacterized. The transcript is spliced from 3 exons. Lineage: Eukaryota; Metazoa; Chordata; Actinopteri; Syngnathiformes; Syngnathidae. The record is from RefSeq and is a predicted model, not a curated record. The coding region runs from base 378 to 1775 and encodes 465 amino acids.
GUGUGUGAGACUAACCUGUCGGAUAAAAGAAGUCGACGAAAUCGUCAACAAGGGAAAGGCGCUCAGUGUUUAUUAUCUGUUAUCGCGGCUAUGGUUCGCAUAUGUUGUGUUCUGGGUUGCACCAACAAGUCACACGACAGACGCGGCAGGAAAUUUGACAACGGGUCGAGAUUUUUUACUUACCCGACGUGGAAGAAAAGCUACGGGGCGCAGAUCAGGGAAGUCUCCAAGACGCGUCUGUCGGCUUGUGUCGCCGCUAUCCGACGCGAAGACAUCACAUUUGACAACAUAACGCCCUUCAUGUUCGUUUGCUGUCGACAUUUCCAUCGAGAUAGGAGCAUUCGGAUCAUUAUUCGGAACCAAACAAGCGUCUCAUCAUGACGAAGAUGCGACGUACGGCCUACAUUGCGGCCUUCAAGCUGAAGGCGAUCGACCUGGCAAUCGAAAAGGGCAAUCGAAAAGCUGCGCAUCAGCUCGGAGUUAACGAAUCCAUGAUACGACGUUGGAGAAAGCAGCGUGGAGAACUUUCCCGCUGCAAGAAGACGACAAAGGCCUUUCGAGGCAGGAAGCGCAAGAGCGAACACGGCGAUGCCCCGCGUUCAGCCAAAAGAAGGAACUCGGCUCUUCAAAGCGGGCGUAUCCAGCAGGGAGGAGAGUCAACAACGAAAGAGCCGACGCUCUGCGAAGAAGGGCUAACGUGGAAGGUCAAACUGGAGGAGAAGUCGUACGUUCUAGUCAAACGGGAACUAACGGAAAGCAGCGCGGACGGCUGCGGAAUCGGAACAAAGGAAGUGAAGCAAGAAGAGCUGGACGGGCAGUUGGAAUGCAAAUCGUGCAUCCAAAGGGUUGCGGAAAUCAGCCGACUGGUGGAGGAGAACCGACGACUCAGGCGCGAGCUCGACGCUUUCAAAAUGCCCGACGGCUUUUUUGAGGACGACGACGACAAAGUGGAAUAUUACACCGGGAUGCCAAACGUUGGCUCUUUCAUGACUUUUUUCUGUUUUUUGUUACCUCUCAUGCCGACCCGGGAGAGCAGACUCAGUCCUUUUCAAGUCCUUCUGCUGACCUUCAUGCGCCUCCGGCUGGAUUUGCCCUCGCGGCACCUCGCCCACAUUUUCAGCGUCUCGACAAGCGCAGUGGAUACAAUGUUUCGGGAGACCGUUUCGUUUCUGUACACAAAGCUGACGCCUUCCAUUACGUGGCCCAGUCCAAGUACUUUACAAAUGACGAUACCACGCCGCUUCGUCGAGGCCUUCGGUCGCAAAUCCGUCGCCAUCGUUGACUGUUUUCGAGUGUUUGUUCAAAAACCGGCGCGUCACAAAGAACGCGGAGGCAAUGACGCCGUUCGGUAUUUAAUCGCCGUUACGCCGAGUGGAUUUGCGGGUUUUGUAUCAAAAGGGCGCGGCGGCGGCUUUACGCCCGCGAAAAAGAUCCUGCAGGAAAGCGGCUUCCUGAAUAAGUUGUUGCCAGGCGACGUCGUCCUGGGCAACGGUUUCGACGCGGACGAAAGCGGCGUCUCGUUUUACGCCGAGGUCGACCGGCCGACUUUCGUCCGGGCCGACGGUUGCCUCGCGGAGAAGGAAAUGGGAGGCGUAACGCAUCUGGGAGCGCACAUUGAAACGAUCCUGGGAAAGAUGCACCGGAAGUAUCAAAUCUUCAAAGUGGCUCUGCCGGCCGAUACGAUGCGAUUGCGCGACGGUGGAGAAGUCACAUUGUUGGAUAAGAUGGUCGCAGUCUGUUGCGCGCUGGAGAACCGUUGUCUGUGUGCAUUUUAACUCGUUCAGUACCAGCCAAUUCUGGACCAAGUCUGAAAAGACGGUUAAAAACGUCUUUGGGAGUGAAUGAGUUAACAGAUGCAACUCCCAAAUAAAUAACGGCAUUUAUUCCAUCCCCCAGCAUUUUUGAUGACCUGAAUAAAAA